Molecule: messenger RNA, 1617 nt
Organism: Hyalella azteca
Lineage: Eukaryota; Metazoa; Arthropoda; Malacostraca; Amphipoda; Hyalellidae
Product: putative glucosylceramidase 3
Exons: 12
Coding region: 24-1562 (512 amino acids)
Biological process (GO): glucosylceramide catabolic process
Molecular function (GO): glucosylceramidase activity
Source: RefSeq, a predicted model, not a curated record
UCAGUCGCUUCAAAGUCGAAGUCAUGAAGACAUACGAGAUGCUGGUGGCUGUGGCCCUUGGGGUCAUAGGCCUUAGCCUCACAGUCAACGGCCACUGCUGGGAGAGAAGGUACGACCGCGACAGCUUCGUGUGUCUCUGCAACGCCACCUGCUGCGACGAGCCCGGCAUCUUGGCCGCCCCAGAGGCCGGCACCUUCGCCCACUACGUCUCUGACAGAGCAGAGUUCAGGAUAGAAGCUUUCAGUGGACCCAUCGAAGAUGCCGCAGGAUCUGCACCGGCAUCGGUUAACGUGGACACGACGCAAACGUACCAGACCAUCCUAGGCUUCGGAGGAGCCUUCACCGACGCCGCUGGACAGAACUUCAACUCCCUCUCUCCCGCCACCAAGGAUUGGCUAUUGAGGGCAUACUGGGCCCCAGAAGGUAGUGAGUAUAACAUCGGCCGUGUACCCAUCGGUGGCUGCGACUACUCGCCUCGCGCCUACACCCUCGACGACGUUGAAGGCGACGUCGAACUAGUCCACUGGUCCCUUCAGCCCGAAGACUACAACUACAAGAUUCCCAACGUGAAGACAGCCAUGCGCCUCAGUAACGAGGAAAUUCUGAUCUUCGGCUCCCCCUGGUCUCCCCCCAUUUGGAUGAAGAGCAACAAAAUGUUCAACGGCACCGGCUACCUCCUACGCGAGUACUGGCAGCCCUACGCCAACUAUAUUGUCAAGUGGGCCCAAGCCUACGAGUCAGAAGGUGUCCCUCUGUGGGGCCUAACUCCCCAGAAUGAGCCACUCGACCAGGAAGAAGAUUGGGUCAUCAACUCGUGCCGCUGGCACCCGGACGAGAUGAGGGAUUGGAUCAGAGACUACUUGGGACCAAGUCUGGAGGCCGCAGGAUACGGCAGGCUCAAGAUGAUGGCUUGCGACUUCAACCGCUACACGUUGCCAUACUACGUCGAGCCUUGCUUCGCGGACCCCGACUGCAGCAAGUACGUGGACGGCGUGGCCGUUCACUGGUACUCAGACGAUGUCGACUCUCCUGACGUUCUCCUCGCGACGAGAGAUUUGGACCCGUCCAAGUUCAUCCUCUACAGCGAGGCUUGCAACGGCGUGUUUGCACCAGAAGGAGACGAUCUGCUGUUUGGAGACUGGGAACGUGGAGAGCGCUACCUGAAAGACAUUCUUGAGAACCUCAACCACUACUCGGUGGGCUGGGUAGACUGGAACAUGGCCUUGGACACCGUUGGAGGUCCUCACUGGAUCGGCUCGACCCUUGAUGCUGCAAUCAUCGUCAACGCUACUGUGGAUGAGUUCUACAAGCAGCCUAUGUUCUACGCCAUCGCACACGUGAGCAAGUUCUUCAAGCGCGGAGACGUGCGCGUCGACGCCAUCCCCACAUUGGACACGAUAAAUGCCGCUGCCGUGACCAAGCCCGACGGUUCAGUCGCAGUCGUCGUCCUCAAUUUGGCUGAGGAGGCCACCGGCUUGACCAUCUCGGUUGACGGGACGCGCUUCAUCAACGUCGACAUUACGGCCAAGAGCUUCAACAGCUUCGUUGUGCCCCCCGCUUAAUAUAUAUUGUAUGAGUGCUUCAUGUGAUUUUUGGAAUAAAUGCGGUGAUCAGAGA